AUGUUUAAUUAUGUUUCAUUAAUUAAACCUAUCUUAUUCACUACUACUACUACUACUACUACUACUACUACUACUACUACUACUACUACUACUACUACUACUACUACUACUACUACUACUACUACUACUACUACUACUACUACUACUACUACUACUACUACUACUACUACUACUACUACUACUACUACUACUACUACUACUACUACUACUACUACUACUACUACUACUACUACUACUACUACUACUACUACUACUACUACUACUACUACUACUACUACUACUACUACUACUACUACUACUACUACUACUACUACUACUACUACUACUACUACUACUACUACUACUACUACUACUACUACUACUACUACUACUACUACUACUACUACUACUACUACUACUACUACUACUACUACUACUACUACUACUACUACUACUACUACUACUACUACUACUACUACUACUACUACUACUACUACUACUACUACUACUACUACUACUACUACUACUACUACUACUACUACUACUACUACUACUACUACUACUACUACUACUACUACUACUACUACUACUACUACUACUACUACUACUACUACUACUACUACUACUACUACUACUACUACUACUACUACUACUACUACUACUACUACUACUACUACUACUACUACUACUACUACUACUACUACUACUACUACUACUACUACUACUACUACUACUACUACUACUACUACUACUACUACUACUACUACUACUACUACUACUACUACUACUACUACUACUACUACUACUACUACUACUACUACUACUACUACUACUACUACUACUACUACUACUACUACUACUACUACUACUACUACUACUACUACUACUACUACUACUACUACUACUACUACUACUACUACUACUACUACUACUACUACUACUACUACUACUACUACUACUACUACUACUACUACUACUACUACUACUACUACUACUACUACUACUACUACUACUACUACUACUACUACUACUACUACUACUACUACUACUACUACUACUACUACUACUACUACUACUACUACUACUACUACUACUACUACUACUACUACUACUACUACUACUACUACUACUACUACUACUACUACUACUACUACUACUACUACUACUACUACUACUACUACUACUACUACUACUACUACUACUACUACUACUACUACUACUACUACUACUACUACUACUACUACUACUACUACUACUACUACUACUACUACUACUACUACUACUACUACUACUACUACUACUACUACUACUACUACUACUACUACUACUACUACUACUACUACUACUACUACUACUACUACUACUACUACUACUACUACUACUACUACUACUACUACUACUACUACUACUACUACUACUACUACUACUACUACUACUACUACUACUACUACUACUACUACUACUACUACUACUACUACUACUACUACUACUACUACUACUACUACUACUACUACUACUACUACUACUACUACUACUACUACUACUACUACUACUACUACUACUACUACUACUACUACUACUACUACUACUACUACUACUACUACUACUACUACUACUACUACUACUACUACUACUACUACUACUACUACUACUACUACUACUACUACUACUACUACUACUACUACUACUACUACUACUACUACUACUACUACUACUACUACUACUACUACUACUACUACUACUACUACUACUACUACUACUACUACUACUACUACUACUACUACUACUACUACUACUACUACUACUACUACUACUACUACUACUACUACUACUACUACUACUACUACUACUACUACUACUACUACUACUACUACUACUACUACUACUACUACUACUACUACUACUACUACUACUACUACUACUACUACUACUACUACUACUACUACUACUACUACUACUACUACUACUACUACUACUACUACUACUACUACUACUACUACUACUACUACUACUACUACUACUACUACUACUACUACUACUACUACUACUACUACUACUACUACUACUACUACUACUACUACUACUACUACUACUACUACUACUACUACUACUACUACUACUACUACUACUACUACUACUACUACUACUACUACUACUACUACUACUACUACUACUACUACUACUACUACUACUACUACUACUACUACUACUACUACUACUACUACUACUACUACUACUACUACUACUACUACUACUACUACUACUACUACUACUACUACUACUACUACUACUACUACUACUGCUAUUAUCAUAAUUUCGAUACAAUAUUAGAACUCUCAACAUAAAGUGUUUCAGCGAGUUUUCGUUUCUUAUUUCUUGAUCGAACCUAAGCGCUCGCCAGUUAGUUGUUAGCAGUCCAAUCAAUCGACAUCUGAUUAAUGUAUAUUUUCUUUUCGAUGCAUAUUGCCAGUCAUCACGAUAUCUCUGAUUGGGCUCUUCUGUACAGCGAUCUGUCGUAAACGUUUCAUAAACACACCUGAAUAGGUUAUGCAAUUAAUUACCAUAAUAAUCUGUUGAAACAAACAAAAAAACAGACAAUUUGUUGAAAUAUCUAGAUGACAGAAACAG
Molecule: messenger RNA, 2607 nt
Organism: Schistosoma intercalatum
Lineage: Eukaryota; Metazoa; Platyhelminthes; Trematoda; Strigeidida; Schistosomatidae
Source: the annotation of a GenBank genome assembly